Molecule: messenger RNA, 2328 nt
Organism: Closterium sp. Naga37s-1
Lineage: Eukaryota; Viridiplantae; Streptophyta; Zygnematophyceae; Desmidiales; Closteriaceae
Source: the annotation of a GenBank genome assembly
AUGCAGGCCUCUGCCAGUGGGCGUUUGAGCCCGGAGGAGGUAGCUGCACUGAAGUCGAGGAAGCUAGAGCCUAUGAAUCUGGCGUGGCGCGGAGGGAAAAAGAUGCGGCGCAUGCCAGCAGCGGGCGGGCCGGGGUGUGGGCGGCACAAGCUGAGCUUCCAGCGGCUUGCAUUCGAACCCUCCCUCUCUGCCGUGCUUGCCCGCGCCGCUGCUGCCACCGCUGUCGCCGCUGCUGCUGCUGAUUCUGAUGAUGGGGAUGGUGGUGGUCGUCGUGGUGGUGGUGCUUCUCGUGCUUCUGCUGCUGCGGGUGGUGCUGGUACUGGUGUUGCUUCUGCUGCUGCUGCUGCUGGUGCUGCUGCUGUGGGAGGAGGAGGGCAAGAGAGAAGGACGGGUGGAGGAGGGGAGGGUGCUGCUGAUGGGUAUGCUGGGUUUGGGGAGCAGCAGCAGUGGGAGGAUCAUGAGGAGGGGAAGGAGGGGGAGGAGGAUGGGGGGUUGGAGAGAGAGAGGGAGAUGCAGAGGCGACUGCUGCAGCGGUUCCUGAUUAUAGAAGGGGGAGGGGCGGAGGCGGAGGGGGGGAAGGUGGAGGGGGGAGGGAUGGGUGAUGGGGGGAGAAAGGGUGAUAUGGCGGAGAAGAGCGCAGAGGGAAGGGGUGGGAGUGAGAGUGGUGGGCGGAAGGGGAGUGAGAUGGGAAGGGGUGACGGUGAUGCGGUCAUGAGCGAGGGGGGAGUUGGGGAAGAGGAGGAAGAGGGGGAAGUGGAGGAGGAAGAGGAGGAAGAGGAGGAAGAGGAGGAGGACGAUGGGUUGAACAUCAAUCUGACAUGGAUUGGGGGCACGGAUGGUGCAGCAGAGGGUAAGCGGGGGCAGAGCUUAGCAGGGAUGAAAGGGGUAGAAGAGAAAGUGGGUAGGGAGAAAGGUGUAAAAGAGGUGGUGGUGGAAGGAAAAGUGUUUGGGGAGAAGACAGGGGAGGGGGGGUCGCGAUGGGACAGGCUGUUUGCUGUUGCUUCGUGUGAUGUGGAGGAGGAGGAGGAGGAGGAGGAGGAGGAGGAGGAGGAGGAGGAGGAGGAGGAGGAGGAGGAGGAGGAGGAGGAGGAGGAGGAAGAGGAGGAAGAGGAGGAAGAGGAGGAAGAGGAGGAAGAGGAGGAAGAGGAGGAAGGGGGUGUAGAGGAGGGGAAUGGGGAAGAGGGGAAUGAGAGAUGGCAGAAAAAUUGGGGAAGGUCAAAUCUGGAGGGAGAGAGCAUGGAAGAGGAUAUAUUGGAAGAAGAUGAGUUGGAGGAGAAGAGAGAGGAGGGUGAGGAGAGUAAGGAGGGUGAGGAGAGUGAGGAGGGUGAGGAGAGUGAGGAGGGUGAGGAGAGUGAGGAGGGUGAUGAGAGUGAGGAGGGUGAGGAAGAAGUAGGGGAGGAGGAGAAAGAAGUCAAGAGGAUAAAGGUAAUGAAAGCAGGAGAGGAGCGAGGGGAGGAGGAGAUGGAAAUGAAGGAGGGGGGUGCAGAGGAGGGGGAGGGGGAGGGGGAGGGAGUGGAGGGCGAGAUAGUGGAGGAGGGUGAGGGAGAGGAGGGAGAGAUAGAGGAGGAGGGUGAGGGGGAUGAGGAGGGAGAGAUAGAGGAGAAGGGGGGAGGAGAGGAGGAAGGUGAGGGAGAGGAAGAGGGGAAGGAAAAGGAGGAGGGCGAGGAAGAGGAGGAGGGCAUGGGAGAGGCGGAGAGUGAAGGAGAGGAGGAGGGUGAGGAGGGUGGAGCAGGGAGUGAGGAUGAGGGAGUAGAUGAAGGGGAGGAGGAGGAAGGUGAGGGGAGUGAGGAGGAGGAGGAGGAUGUGGAGGAAGGUGAGGAAGAAGGGGAGGAAGAGGAGGCAACAGGGGAGGGGAAAGAGGAAGAGGAGGAGGAGGAGGGGGAGGAGGAGGAGGAGGAGGAGGAGGAGGAGGAGGAGGAGGAGGAGGAGGAGGAGGAGGAGGAGGAGGAGGAAGGGGAGGAGGAGGAAGGGGAAGGCAAGGGGAGUGAUAAGCGCACAAGAAAAGGGCCAGACGUGCCUUCGUGGGACAGUCUAUUUGCUUUGGCUGCUGGGGAGGGGCUUGGUGCUGGGGAGGGCAAGGAGAAAGAUGAUGGCAGGAAGGGCUCUGAGAAAGAUGGUGGUAGCAGUGGCGGGGGAGGGAAGAGGAAAGGGUCACUGGAGGGGCCUAAAGCCAGAGGGGCGGGUGAUAUGGAGAAGCUUCUGAUGGACAUGGGAGGAAGCUUCCUCAAGUCGGAGGCGGAGGAGGGGAAGUGGAAUCGCAAGAAGAGUGAGCUACGGCAUGAGUUGAAGCGACAGCAAAAGUUUGCUCUGAGGAAGAUAAUGAAGUGA